Messenger RNA from Xenopus tropicalis (tropical clawed frog), 1337 nucleotides. Its product is annotated as piggyBac transposable element-derived protein 3-like. The transcript has 2 exons. NCBI's taxonomy places the organism in Eukaryota, Metazoa, Chordata, Amphibia, Anura, Pipidae. Bases 118 to 1311 code for a protein of 397 amino acids. The record is from RefSeq and is a predicted model, not a curated record.
GUGCUCCAAAGCUUCCUUUGCCUGUUAGACAUGGGAAUGAUGCAGACCAUCAGGGAGUGUACAGUCCAUCAAGCCCGCAGAACAGAGCCGGACUAGAAUUUGGCAAUUCAUGAACUGAUGGCAUUCAUUUCAAUUCUGUUUGUAAAAGCAAUCAUGUGUCCCGUUGGUGCCAUUGUGGAUUGCUGGUCAGAAAACUUUCUGGUGCCAGUAAUCAAAGAGACAAUGCCCCGAGAUAGAUUCAUUUCAAUUAUGCAACACCUUCGAUUUGAUGACAAGGACACACGGGCAGAACGGGUGAAAACAGACAAAUUUGCUGCAAUCUCCGACAUCCGGACACGCUUCAACAAGAACUGUGCUGAGAGUUUCACUCCAGGAGAACACAUGACCAUAGAUGAACAGCUGUUCCCUACCAAGGUUCGUUGUCCAUUCACACAGUAUGUCGCAACCAAGCCAGACAAAUUUGGGAUCAAGUUCUGGAUGGCCAGGGAUUUGGAGACCAAAUAUGUCUGCAAUGCAUCUCCUUACUUGGGAAAGGACCCCAGUCGUCAGAAGGGAGAGAGGCUGGCAGAGAACGUGGUCAUGAAUCUGAUGGAGCCAUUUUUGGAUGAGGGGAGAAAUGUCACAACGGACAAUUUCUUUACUUCACUGUCGCACAGACUGCUGCAGCACAAAACAACGCUACUGGGCACGGUGAAUAAAGUCCGGCGUGAACUUCCACAACUUGCAAAAGACACUGCACAGCGAGAGGUAUUCUCCACUUCAGUGCUUAGAAGUGGCAGUGUCUCCUUGACAAUUUAUGCACCUAAAAAAAACCUGACUGUGUGUGUUCUAAAUUCCAUGCACCAAGACGUGACGAUCGGUGACAACAGAAAGAGGAAACCCAACACGAUAACAGACUAUAAUCACAUGAAGUGUGGUGUAGAUGUGUUGGACCAAAUGGCACGGAUGUAUUCCGUAAGAGCAGCAACACGCAGGUGGCCAGUAGCAGUUUAUUACAAUAUGCUGGACCUGGCGGCGGUGAAUGCCUACAUUUUGUACAAGGCAUGUACAGGGUGGACAGGCAAAAGAAGAUUGUUUCUGAGUCUUCUAGCUAAGGAACUCCGUUGCCGAUUCAUGCAGCACAAGGAAAUAUUGGCACGGAGGCAGGCUGCUGAAGCUGCUGUGCCAGGGACUGUACAGACAACACAGUGCCAGGUGCAAGAGAGCUGCAACAGGAAUCACAGCAGGUUUAUCUGUACAACAUGCCAGAAAUUCACCUGUGCCAAAUGCAGGGACGAUGGACACUGGGUCUGCAAACGCUGUAAAGUUUGAAACACUGUAAAAUAAAACAGACUUGU